UUGAAGGCUAAGCCUGCAGACCUACCGGACUUACCCUCGACCGACAAACCGAAGCCCGCCCCGGAUGUCUCCCGGCCAGACAAAUCGCCACAAUUCACCCUGCCACCAUGGUAUGACGAGAACGACGACGAUAAAGCUGCAUCGAAGGAUCCAAGACCAUCGAAGCCGUCUAUCAAGGGUUCGAAAGAGACGGGCGCCGUUGGCGACUCAAGCAAGGCUUCUUCAUCCUCGAAGUCAUCUAAGCCUGCAUCGGCUUCCCCUGGCGACAGGCCUCUCAUCCUGUACGCCUUUGCCGAGUCCGCCCCUGCCCGUGAAAACCUCCAAUUCUUCGUCAAACAAGGUCUUCAUGAUGCUGCCGAUUUCGUGUUUAUCCUCAAUGGUGAAACGAACGCCUCAAGCAUUAUUCCCGAGAAAAAGAACAUCCAGGUCGUCAACCGCCCCAACACCUGCUUCGAUCUUGGCGCAUACGGCGAGGUCCUACGAAAAGAUAACUUAUAUAAGAAGUACAAGCGAUUCAUUACGUUGAAUGCGAGUAUUCGUGGUCCCUUCCUCCCACACUGGGGGUCCAAGUCGUGCUGGAGCGAUCUAUAUCUGGACCGGAUCACCGACAAAGUCAAGUUGGUUGGUAUGACAGCCAACUGCUGGCCCCGAUUCCACGUUCAGUCCAUGAUCUGGGCCACAGACAGCGUCGGCAUUGACCUACUCCUGAACCCUCCAAAGAGCUCUUCUGUUAGCGACGACUUCGGUACCGAAAACGACCCAGUCGGCAUGGCCGGUUGCUACGAUGGUUGGAAUCACGCCGUGCACGCAGAGAUCGGUGCUACGAGCACCUUUCUAAAGCAGGGUUACCAGGUGGAUCUGAUGAUGUCGGCUUUCCAUAAGUCGAAGAACUAUAUCGAAGAGUGCGACAGCUCGACGAACGGAGAUGUGCUUUGGAACGGAAAAUACUUCGGCACCAAUGUUCAUCCAUACGAGACCAUCUUCAUCAAGGCAAACCGAGAUAUCGACCCGACGCUGAUUGGGCACUUGACGACAUGGCAACAAGCAUCGGGGUUCGAUAGUUACAGCGCCUGCAGCAAGAGCUCUUAG
Messenger RNA from Colletotrichum karsti, 1089 nucleotides. RefSeq lists its product as uncharacterized. Lineage: Eukaryota; Fungi; Ascomycota; Sordariomycetes; Glomerellales; Glomerellaceae. The transcript has 2 exons. The record is from RefSeq and is a predicted model, not a curated record.